AUGGAGUGGGAAAGUUGUUCAAGAUUACUCUUGAGUGUUCUUAUCAUUUUGCUUGCUUUGGAGUGCUCUUGUGCAAAGUGUUGUGAAGGAAAUGAUGGAGGAAAGAAAGAUUGGCCAAAGGGCAGCAAAAAUAUGGGAAAUGGUGCAUUUUUUCAAGGUGUUAAAUUUAAGGAGGGAAGAAAAAUGUUGCAAGUGCUGCAGGAAGAAAAAAGAUCACAUUUUUCAGGGAAGAAUAAACUAGUUGACCUCCAAAACACUUUAGAUGCCCAAAAUACCCCUACAAGCUCCGGCGACAAAAAUGACGCUGUUGAAAACGAGAAGGCGCUUCUUGAGGCGGAGGAUGAGAUCAUGAACCUAAUGAGAAGGGAUUACAAAGGCAAACCUCGUCGAAAGCCACCAAUCAACAAUCGCGAGCCGAAAAAUUAA
Striga asiatica is the source of this 426-nucleotide messenger RNA. The record is from the annotation of a GenBank genome assembly. Lineage: Eukaryota; Viridiplantae; Streptophyta; Magnoliopsida; Lamiales; Orobanchaceae.